AACGGCGGCGGCGGCGUGCGCCGCACCGCCUGAGACGGCUGCGCUGGCGCUGGCCAAUCGGCGGGUGAGUUGGAGAGGAGAAGAGUAGUGCGGCGAAGCACGACGCGCGCGGCGCAGGGGUCAUUUUCACUCCGGCAGUCGACGACUUCGGACGCUCGCUCCGUUCGCCAUGGCCAGGACCAAGCAAACCGCCCGUAAGAGCACCGGUGGGAAGGCUCCGCGUAAGCAGCUUGCUACCAAGGCUGCUCGCAAGAGUGCACCUGCCACAGGUGGGGUUAAGAAACCGCAUCGGUACAGGCCUGGGACCAUGGCCCUUCGUGAAAUUCGCCGCUACCAGAAGUCGACCGAACUUCUCAUCCGCAAGCUGCCGUUCCAGCGCUUGGUGAGGGAAAUCCCUCAGGAUUUCAAGACCGACCUCCGGUUCCAGAGUUCGGCUGUGAUGGCCCUUCAGGAGGCCAGCGAGGCCUACCUGGUCGGUCUCUUCGAGGACACCAACCUGUGCGCCAUCCACGCCAAGCGCGUUACCAUCAUGCCGAAGGACAUCCAGCUGGCCCGGCGCAUCCGUGGCGAGUGCACCUAAGUUCGGUUCGGCCGCUGUCUGCGCCGCAGCCUCGGUCAGGCAAGCAACACAAAACGGUCCUUCUCAGGACCACCUACAUGUUUGCUUCGGCCACGGGAGCACGCGAGACCACGUACCCCAACCGUACCCUCUCGGUCUGUCUGUUUUGUUGUUAUUUUUUAUUAUCAAUAUUUUUUGUCUGUGUGUGUCUGUGGUGAGCUGCCGGUGCGAGGUGGUGCCUCGUUUGGGAUGCAUAUGGUAAGUAUUGCGCGCGCUCGAGCAAGACGAGAGAGAGGAAAAAAAGAAACAAAA
Molecule: messenger RNA, 871 nt
Organism: Dermacentor andersoni
Lineage: Eukaryota; Metazoa; Arthropoda; Arachnida; Ixodida; Ixodidae
Source: RefSeq, a predicted model, not a curated record